Molecule: messenger RNA, 2008 nt
Organism: Xyrauchen texanus (razorback sucker)
Lineage: Eukaryota; Metazoa; Chordata; Actinopteri; Cypriniformes; Catostomidae
Product: WD repeat-containing protein 76-like
Exons: 15
Coding region: 60-1802 (580 amino acids)
Biological process (GO): regulation of DNA damage checkpoint
Cellular component (GO): nucleus
Molecular function (GO): DNA binding; protein binding
Source: RefSeq, a predicted model, not a curated record
UAACAGAAGAGGCGGGAUUAGUUACAAAACAGAACAAACGCGGGAGUUGUCAUAACACUAUGAUGUCAGAUGAAAGUGUAUUAAAUGUUCCUGCUUGCAUUGACUUGGAUGCAGAAAUUAGUGGUAAAAGUUUAAAGACGGAGCUUAUUUUACUGGAGAGUACACCACCUCAGGUUCCUAGGAUGGAUGAAGUGGUGCGUCGAUCGUCCAGAAUUGAAGAAAAGCAAAAACAAGAGAAGAAAAAUAUUUUAUCCCCUAAAUCUCUGACAUUUUGCUGUGAGGUGAAAAACACAAGAAGAGCAGUCAAAAGACUGAGAAGUGACCCUGAGGAAAAUUUCAAAAAGGCAAAAGCAAACUCAAAAAAUAUGUGUUUUGAUGGCCAGGAAACAAAAUCCCUUCCAGGUUAUCGUGAUGGUUUGUCUGAGUAUGAGCUGGAGCGACUGGAGAAUAUCAGACAGAAUCAGGCCUUCCUCAGUUCCCUUAAACUGCCUCAGAUCUCCAAAUCUCUGAGACCAAAACCUUACCAGAAAGGCUUGAAAAAGGAAAAGACAGGAACAGAGAUGCUUCCGGUUCGCAAGUCAGUGAGGUUACAGAAUAAGGAUGCAGAGAUGCCUCUUGCUGUAAAUAUGACUUACACUAUCACUGAAAAGCCUGCUGCUGAAAAAUGGGUUGCCAAACCCCCAGGACCAAUACCACUGUAUCCAGUCAACUUGGAUGAACAUGUCGAGCUACCUGAAGAUUUGUUUCAACUCUUCAACUGGAAUGAGAGCCCAUUGGAACAAGAGAGAGAAACAUCUGGUUUAAAAUCGUACCAAGAAGUGCUUCAGAAGAUGUCUUUAGACAACAGUUGUGUGGCAAAAGUUGUGAAAGAGCGUAUCUUUUCAGCAGUUUUUCACCCCUCCUCUUCCAACUUGUUCAUGGCAGCAGGAGACAAGUUUGGCAACCUGGGAUUAUGGAACAUGGGUGCUGCAUGGGGUGAUGAUGGUGUCCUCCUCUUUGAACCACACUCUAGACCAAUUACCUGCAUGGCAUUCUCAUCUCACUCUUCCAACCUCAUCACAGUCAGCUAUGACGGCUCUGCACGCUGCAUGGACUUGGAGAAGGCUGUGUUUGAUGAGGUUUAUCGCUCAAACUCUGCCCUGAGAAGUUUUGACUUUUUGUCAAGUGACUGCUCCACUUUACUACUCAGUAACUGGGAUGGAGAUGUUGCUAUUGUUGACCGUAGGACUCCAGGGACCUCAUAUGAGUCGCUGUACACCAUAGAUCCAAAGGCCCUGCGCUGUGUUCAUGUCCAUCCUGUGAAACAGCAAUACUUUGUAGUUGCGGAAAGCAGUUCAGUGAACAUCUAUGACUUGCGCAGUCUGAAAAGAAGGAACAACCAGGCAGUCUCUCAACUCAACGGUCACUUUCGCAGUAUCUCCAGUGCUUUUUUCUCCCCAUUAACAGGCAACAGAGUUCUGACCACCUGCAUGGACAACAAAAUCAGGGUAUUCGACACUUCCCAGAUGGUUGACCAUGCUCCUCUGCUACACUCCAUUAGUCACGAUAUGUGGACAGGUCGGUGGUUGUCCAAGCUUAGUGCAGUGUGGGACCCCAAGCAGGAAGACUGUUUUGUGAUUGGCAGUAUGGCCAGGCCUCGCCAAAUUCAGGUGUAUCAUGAGAGUUGUCGUCUCCUUCAUUCUUUUAAAAAUGAGGAGCACCUGACCACCGUGUGCUCCAUCACAGCAUUCCACCCAAGCAGAAAUGCUUUGCUUGGAGGCAAUUCAACUGGGAGGCUGCAUGUUUUUUCUGACCAACAUUAGGACCAAGAUCAAUUUGUUGAUUAAUUUAGUGCUCUGUUAAUGUUCUGUCACCCCUUUUCUUUUAACAAAUAAAUGUUGUGUUUUUAUAUUUUUAUGUGAAAUAUACUAUGUUUUGUUGAUUUUGUACUAUCUGGUAACAUUAAACAUGUAAUAAUAUUAAAGGAGAGGAUAUAAAUACCACAACUAAUAUAGUUUAUUUUUUCUAU